UGACGCCCUCCCCCGCCGAUAUACCUAUGCGCCUGUCCCGUCCCUCCUCGGGCACCACUCGCCCUUGCCCCUCCCCUCCUUUCCCCCGGCAGCCGUGACUCGCCACGCCCCAAGAUCGCCAUGGCUCAAGAGCUGAUCCGCCUGGAAAGCCUAGAAGGCCGACUGCUCUUCGCAGUCCCCAAGAAGGGCCGCCUCCUGCAAGCGAGCUUGAACCUCCUCGAGGGGGCCGACAUUCAGUUCAAGCGUGAGAACCGGCUCGACAUCGCGCUGGUGAAGAACCUGCCCAUCGCGCUCGUGUUCCUCCCCGCCGCCGACAUCCCUACCUUCGUCGGCGAGGGCCGCGUCGACCUGGGCAUCACGGGCCACGACCAGGUGCAGGAGCACGACGCCGGCGUGCGCGCGCUCGCCCGAGCCCGCCGCAUGAGCAACGAGUGGGACACCAACGCGGCCCCCGCCAACGGCAAGCCCCAGGGCUGCGAGAUCGUCAUGGACCUCGGCUUCGGCGUCUGCCGCCUGCAGGUCCAGGUGCCCGCCAAGGGCGAGUACCAGCAGAGCAGGGACCUGAUCGGCAAGAACAUCGGCACCAGCUUCGUGCACCUGGCGCGCGAGUACUUUGCCCGGCUGGAGCUGGAGCAGGACGGCGUGACGGACCCGGCCCUGGCCGAGGGGAGGAAGCUGCGGACCAAGAUCAUCGAGCUCAGCGGGAGCGUCGAGGCGGCGUGCGCGCUGGGCGUGGCGGACGGUAUUGUUGACUUGGUCGAAUCCGGCGAGACAAUGAAGGCGGCCGGGCUCAAGGCGAUCGACACGGUGACCGAGACGUCGGCGAUCCUGAUCAAGUCCAAGGCGCCCAGCAACCCGGCGCUGGUCGACCUGAUCGCGGCGCGCAUCGGCGGCGUCAUCACGGCCCAGAAGUACGUGCUCUGCCAGUACAACGUGCCGCGGGAGAGGCUGCCCGAGGCCACCAAGAUCACGCCCGGCAAGCGCGCCGCCACCGUCAUGUCGCUCGACGAGGAGGGCUGGGUCGCCGUCAGCGCCAUGGUGGAGAAGAAGCAAGUCGCCACCGUCAUGGACGAGCUCGUCACCGUCGGCGCGACCGAUGUCUUGGUGCUGGACAUCCACAAUACCCGGAGUACCUAGGUAGCUGGUCGGGGAGGGUGAGGACGGGUUGGAAGAGAGGGCUUGGUUAGGAUAGAGAAAAUUCAGCAAGGGAGUUAGUUGGUGACUUCCUUUUAAGAAGCAUUCCGUCGGCGAACGCUUUUACCGCAUGAUCUCCAAGGCCGUUGUGGUGAGUGACCGGGCGUUCAUAUUCAUAUCCAGUAUGUGUGUACAGUAUCAGUCUUUGUGUGCAUUCCUCCCCUCGAACCAGAGAUAGGGGUAUCAAAAUCAGAGACGGAGCGGUGCUGUUCCUCCCC
This is a messenger RNA of Thermothielavioides terrestris NRRL 8126, 1412 nucleotides long. RefSeq lists its product as uncharacterized. Gene Ontology annotation, molecular function: magnesium ion binding; ATP phosphoribosyltransferase activity. The coding region runs from base 121 to 1137 and encodes 338 amino acids. Gene Ontology annotation, biological process: L-histidine biosynthetic process. The record is from RefSeq and is a predicted model, not a curated record. The transcript is spliced from 3 exons. Lineage: Eukaryota; Fungi; Ascomycota; Sordariomycetes; Sordariales; Chaetomiaceae. Gene Ontology annotation, cellular component: cytoplasm.